AUGGGGGCGCAGCUGAGCACGUUGGGCCACGUGGUCCUCUCCCCAGUCUGGUUCCUCUACAACCUGCUCAUGAAGCUGUUCCAGCGCUCCACCCCGGCCAUCACCCUCGAGAGCCCGGACAUCAAGUACCCGCUGCGGCUCAUCGACAAGGAGAUCAUCAACCAUGACACGCGGCGGUUCCGCUUUGCCCUGCCGUCACCCCAGCACAUCCUGGGCCUCCCUAUUGGCCAGCACAUCUACCUCUCGGCCCGGAUCGACGGAAACCUGGUCAUCCGGCCCUACACGCCCGUCUCCAGUGACGACGACAAGGGCUUCGUGGACCUGGUCAUCAAGGUUUACUUCAAAGACACGCACCCCAAGUUUCCCAGCGGAGGGAAGAUGUCCCAGUACCUAGAAGGCAUGAAGAUCGGAGACACCAUCGAGUUCCGGGGCCCCAACGGGCUGCUGGUCUACCAGGGCAAAGGGAAGUUCGCCAUCCGCCCGGACAAGAAGUCCAACCCCGUCAUCAAGACGGUGAAGUCCGUGGGCAUGAUCGCGGGCGGGACAGGGAUCACCCCGAUGCUGCAGGUGAUUCGCGCCAUCAUGAAGGACCCGGACGACCACACCGUGUGCCACCUGCUCUUUGCCAACCAGACCGAGAAGGACAUCCUGCUGCGGCCGGAGCUGGAGGAGCUGAGGAACGAACAUUCCGCGCGCUUCAAGCUCUGGUUCACGGUGGACAAAGCCCCUGAGGCCUGGGACUACAGCGAGGGCUUCGUGAACGAGGCGAUGAUCCGGGACCACCUCCCGCCGCCGGAGGAGCAGCCGCUGGUCCUGAUGUGCGGGCCGCCGCCCAUGAUCCAGUACGCCUGCCUGCCCAACCUGGACCGCGUGGGCCACCCCAAGGAGCGCCUCUUCAGCUUCUGA
Pipistrellus nathusii (Nathusius's pipistrelle) is the source of this 906-nucleotide messenger RNA. Lineage: Eukaryota; Metazoa; Chordata; Mammalia; Chiroptera; Vespertilionidae. The record is from the annotation of a GenBank genome assembly.